AUACCUUAAAAGCUGCCCUGUAUAAAAUUGUGUUUUUGCUUGGGGGGUUUUCAGCUAAAUAUUAUUACGUAUUCCACAGCUAUUUCUGAGUACAAUGAAUUAGCUCGGAGAAAAAAAAAGCAACUGGUCCAGUCUCGAAAGAAAGGUGCUCGUAAUAAGUCUUUGGAGUAUGAAGAUCAAGUUAUGAUACCAAUUGGUAGGAUGUACCACUGUUAUAAAAGAAAGAAAUGGGUUCUUGAUGGACAGUAUGUGACGCAAAGCCUGGUUUUUAGAAAGGACAUGAAUUACCGGAGAAUUUUAGAAACGUGUGUAUCAGUUGUCUUCCCUGAUGAUGAUCUAGAAUCCAGUGAAUGCGAAUAUUAUAUUGCCAAUGGUAGGGGUAUGAGUAUUCAUAGUGGCGAUUUUAUUCAAAUCAACAAUGAUGACGGUGAAGAAGAGUGCAUUCCGUGGACCCUGGAAGCAUACAUUCGAUUGUCGAGUAUUAGAUAUGCCUCUAAGGCUAGACUAUAUUGUGUCAAGAAGUUUAUUGAAGGUACAUGUAAGAACAUACUAAGAGAUUUAAAAAGUUAUUAAGAGUACCUUUAUACAUAAAAGAUGUGGAGAACCAAAAAGUGUCUGUGGUGGCUCCCACACCAGAUGAAUCCAUGGCGUAUCUGGGCCACCAAGAAGUUUCUAGACCCACUCAGCGGGCAUGUGCGGAAAGAGAAGAACAGGAGCAGCAGAAAUCCCUUACAUUUUCAGCCACUCUUUGCCUACUUUAAGCAAAGCAGAUAUGCUGAUAAGUUUGUAAUGGUCACAGACCUUUCACAGAUGGCUGCUUCUGGGGCGUG
Molecule: messenger RNA, 830 nt
Organism: Geodia barretti
Lineage: Eukaryota; Metazoa; Porifera; Demospongiae; Tetractinellida; Geodiidae
Source: the annotation of a GenBank genome assembly